Molecule: messenger RNA, 915 nt
Organism: Melospiza melodia melodia
Lineage: Eukaryota; Metazoa; Chordata; Aves; Passeriformes; Passerellidae
Product: T-cell leukemia homeobox protein 2-like
Exons: 7
Coding region: 1-915 (304 amino acids)
Biological process (GO): regulation of transcription by RNA polymerase II; neuron differentiation; central nervous system development
Cellular component (GO): nucleus
Molecular function (GO): DNA-binding transcription factor activity, RNA polymerase II-specific; RNA polymerase II cis-regulatory region sequence-specific DNA binding
Source: RefSeq, a predicted model, not a curated record
AUGGCGGGCAGCGAGCAGCUAGCACAGCUGGCACAGCUGGAGCAGCAGUUCACCCGGACCACCUUCAGCAGUGAGCAGCUGGCACAGCUGGCACAGCUGGCACAGCUGGAGCAGGAGUUCAGCUGGCAGCAGUACCUGGUGGGGCAGGAGCGCUGCCUGCUGGCCUGGAACCUGCAGUUCAGCCAGGAGCAGGGGAGCCCCCUGCCUCGAUCCGCCUCCUGUCCUCCUGUGAAAGUCUCGUUCCAAAACCGCAGGAUCAAGUGGAGGAAACAGAGCCUGGAACAGCAACAAGCCAAAGUGGCCAAAACGGCCCCCGCCGCCCCCCCGCCGCCGCUUUGCAUAGGAGCACGGCUGUCCCCGGCCCCCGCCCUCCAUAUAAGCGGCCGGGACGGCGGCGGCCGCACCGUCCCGGCCAUGCUGCAGAGCCCGGCGUGCCCCCGGCCCGGGCCGCCGCCCUCCAAGACCCCGUUCCACAUCGAAGCGCUGCUGGCCCGGGAGCCGCCGCGCCGCGGCCCCGCCGCCCCCGCCACAGCUGGAGACCAGACAGGUCUGGAAUUGUCUCACUGUGUGGGGACCACCCCGCUGGGUCCUGCUGGGCCUUGGAGGUCAGGGGGGCCCUGCAAGAUGAAGAGAGUGCGCACGGUGUUCAAACCAGAGCAGCUGGAGAGGCUGGAGCAGGAGUUCCUCAAGCAGCAGUACAUGGUGGGCACGGAGAGGGUGGACCUGGCUGCAACUCUGCAUCUCACAGAGACCCAGGUCAAAGUGUGGUUCCAGAACCGGAGGAUCAAGUGGAGGAAGCAGAGCAUGGAGCAGAAGGCAGCAAAGCUGUCUCAGUUCGGGGUGAUCCAGCCUGCGAGCGCCGACUCCACUGACAGCAAGGAGCACGAGGAGGACCCCGUGGACGUGGAGCUUUGA